AUGAGCUCUCGAUUCAAGUCUCUCGGUUUUGGAACAAAGCGCAAGAGUGCGACCUCCACCACCUCCAUCACCUCCAACAGCAACAACCCCUCGUCCACCCCACCCGCGUCUGGUGCCAAUUCCUCCUCCACCAGCCUUCCCAUGAAUACCCAAAACCACCUCGGCCGUCCGCCCUCCUACACCUACACUGCCAGCGGGAGGCCCGCCAGCCCGCUGCCACCCGGCCAGCAUCAGCAGCUGGCUCACCAUCCCCCAACCUCUCUGAAUCCUGGCGCUGGCUAUCCUCAACAUGGCCACCAACUGUCCGGAGCCCCGCCGCCGCCCGGCUACGGCGGCUAUCCCCAGCACCCGCAGCACUCCAGCAUCCCACCGUCUUUGUCGCAAUACCCGUCUGGUCGGCCGCACACCGAGCUAGAAGGCGGCGCGAGAAGUAAAGCCCAACUUAUCGUUGGCAUAGAUUUCGGGACUACAUUCUCGGGUGUGGCCUAUGCAUUUGCAACAAACACUGAAGCACGAGAGGAUAUCAUAACUGAAUGGCCCGGCGCUGGCACACACACCAAACAAAAGAUCCCUACCGUAUUAUAUUACGAUCAGUACCAAAAAGUAGUAGGAUGGGGUCCGGACAUUGCUGACGCCCUGGCUCCCACUGGUUAUCCCAAACAGGGCGUGCAAAAGGUCGAAUGGUUCAAACUGCAAUUAAUGAUUUCAGGGAACACAUAUAUUGAUCCCAUUAACCUUCCUCCCUUGCCCCCGGGCAAAUCGGAGAUUGAUGUCGCUGCCGAUUAUUUAUUUAAGCUUCGCGGAGCAAUGCGAAAUCAAUUGCUAAAGACUCUCGGCGAAGUGUUCACCCGGGAAGAACGGAACAUCCGAUACUUCCUCACAGUACCAGCCAUUUGGAACGAUGCCGGAAAGGCUGCCACCCGUGCUGCUGCCAUCCAGGCGGGCUUUUUACGCGAUGAAAACGACAAUCGUCUGACUUUGAUAACGGAGCCAGAGGCAGCUGCCAUGUUCUGCGCCAAAACCGGUCUUCUCAACCUCAAAAUGCAUGACGCAAUCUUGAUUGUUGACUGUGGUGGUGGCACAGUUGACUUAAUUGCGUACGAGGUUGAAGAAGAACACCCAUUCACCGUCUGCGAGUGCACGGCUGGUUCUGGCGACUCCUGUGGCUCCACCGCCCUGAAUCGCAAUUUUAGCAACAUCUUAAGAGCAAAAAUCCGAAAAAUGAAAUUGCCCGAUGGAUCAAGAACCGCCGGGAAAGUAUAUGCAAAAUGCAUCAUGGACUUUGAAAAUAGAAUAAAGGCAGAUUUCCGGAACAAUGGCCAGAAGUGGGCCGUCGACGUUGGCAUUGAAGCUGACUUCCCCGACGCUGGAAUUGAAGAAGGCUAUAUGACGUUCACCAAUGAGGAGAUUCUUCAAUGUUUUGAGCCUGUUGUGAAUCGGAUCCUUGAGCUCGUGCGAAAUCAAAUAAUAGCCAUCCAAGCCCAAAAUCGACCUCUUCAGAACAUCCUUGUCGUUGGUGGGUUUGGAGCCUCCGAGUAUCUUUUCCAACAAAUCAAGCUUCAUGUUCCUCCACAGUAUCAAACUAAAGUUGUUCGACCAAUGGAUUCAGUUGCUGCGAUCGUGAAAGGUGCUGUUACUGCUGGUAUCACCGAACGUGUGGUUACAUCUCGUGUUGCGCGUCGUCAUUAUUUGAUGGCAACCUUGCAACCAUUCAAAGAAGGCCACCACCCUGAGCAAUACCGCGUUCCCAGUCUGGAUGGCAAAGACAGAUGCAAGUAUACUCGCCAGAUCUUUGUGCAGAAAGGCGAGAGAGUGAAGAUUGGCGAACCCGUCAAAGUGAGCUUUUUCCGCCAAGUUGCUCCUGGUGCUACUCUCAUGUAUGAGGAUAUUUUAUAUGCCUGUGACGAGGAUGUCUGCCCAGAAUACACAAAAGAUCCACGCAUCAAGGAAGUUGUUACUUUAACAUCAGAUCUUUCGCGCAAAAACCUCGAAAAAGAUUUCGAGAGAAUGGAUACUCCACAGGGUACCUUCUACCGCGUUUACUUCGAUAUUUACCUUACCCUCGAUGGCAGCGAAUUCAAUGCCGAGCUUGUCUGCCAAGGAGAGGUCAUGGGUCGGUGUUCCGCCCGCUUCCGAUAA
Ophidiomyces ophidiicola is the source of this 2139-nucleotide messenger RNA. RefSeq lists its product as uncharacterized. The transcript is spliced from 4 exons. NCBI's taxonomy places the organism in Eukaryota, Fungi, Ascomycota, Eurotiomycetes, Onygenales, Onygenaceae. Bases 1 to 2139 code for a protein of 712 amino acids. Gene Ontology annotation, molecular function: ATP binding; ATP-dependent protein folding chaperone. The record is from RefSeq and is a predicted model, not a curated record.